UCAAAUAUCAAGCGAAGGUCUGAAAUUGCUUACGGAUUUGACAGACACCGAACGUCUUAAAGUCACCGGGGAAUUUUUGAAACCACUUUUGAUAACUCGGGUUCCUGGCACAGAAGAAAGCGUUAAAGUGCAAAAAUUUAUUAUUUCAAAUUUUAAAAAAUUGGGAUGGCAUAUCGAACAAGACAAUUUUACAGACCAUACACCAUUAGGAGAAAAAUCCUUCAACAAUAUCAUCGUAACAAAGGAUAUCAAUGCCAGAAGGCGACUAGUCUUAGCAGCUCAUUACGAUUCGAAAUACUUUCCACCACCUAACGAAUUUGUUGGUGCUACCGAUUCUGCCGUUCCGUGUGCGAUGUUAAUAGAUCUGGCCCAUAGGUUAAAUCCAUAUUUUGAUCAUAGAAAAGAUGUAGAGUCGGCCGACCUCACACUUCAAAUUAUUUUUUUUGACGGUGAAGAAGCGUUUGAAUCCUGGACAAGCACCGAUUCACUUUAUGGAUCUCGACAUCUGGCAGAAAAAUGGGAGAAUACAUAUAUGAUGACGACUACCAAUCCUGAUAAUAAAGCUAGAUCCGUCCUUGAUGCGAUCGAUGUAUUCGUUUUACUUGAUCUUCUAGGCGCGAAAGAACCGAACUUU
Messenger RNA from Racocetra persica, 634 nucleotides. NCBI's taxonomy places the organism in Eukaryota, Fungi, Glomeromycota, Glomeromycetes, Diversisporales, Gigasporaceae. The record is from the annotation of a GenBank genome assembly.